AUGGCCAAAGGACAGCCUCGAUCGACACCGCCGCAAACCAACCCACCGCCCGUUGAUGUCGACAUGACGGACGUUCCGAACCCCGCUAGCCAGGGUGAGGAUGUCCGCCCGGGAGAGUUCACCAAGGACGUUCCGCCCGUGCCCAUAGGGGAGUUCACGAAACCACGCAAAACGUCAACGCUGACGGAUGCAGGGGAGGCCGGGCCGUCGUCUGUGCCGGACGGAUCGGGCGACCAGGACGAGGAAUAUUAUUCAUCAGCGAGCGACGAGGACGACGAAGACGACCCGCGGCCCCGACGUGGUGCAGGUCCGCGCACGUUGGAAGAAAAACUCAGGGGGGAACGUGCGUUCAUAGAGGAACUGUUGGAUGAGGACGAGCAUGAGGAUCUGUUGAACACGUCGGUCCCUCGAGAAAUGUGGAAGGCGGCCGACUUCGUAGAGGAAGAUAUGGUGUACGCGUGCGUCGACGUGCUCGUGAUGGAGGCAAUGCGCCACCUGAAAACCAUAGAGGCCAAGAGCACGCUCAAGUCCUACACCUCAUGGAUAAACGACUUCAAAAGGUGGGCGGCGAAGAUGCUUAAAAAAAUAGGCGACAAACUGCCGACAGCAGAACAAACGAGGCACGUCGACGAGAUAGGGCAUUGUACACACAACAACAAGAGCAAGGAUUGGGACAACGAGAAGGUGGUCAAGCGGAAGCACAUAUGGCUGCACGGCCCCCGGUUCACUAUUACGCGGCUGCGCGCCUACAUCAAGUUCAUGAGGCGGGAGUACAAGAUCGACGCAGAAACGAACGCGCCAGUGCAAGCCUACAUGGUGCACAUGAUCCCCGGCCGCAUCAAGGCCUGCCAGAUGGCGGCGAGGGUGGAGGCGACGCUCUACAAGGAGAAGGAGUUGGGCAUCAUGCGGGAAAUCUCGGUGGUCCGGUCGGAGGUGCUCACGCUGCUCUCCCACCACAGCCUCAUGCGCGGUGCAAGCAUCCGCGAGAGAACGCUCCCCGACAUCUUCCUGUACCGACUGGCGAGCACCUCGUCGGUGAACCCGGAUAACCAGCCGGUCGUCAUGGUGGUCGCCGCGCGGAACUCGAAGACUUCGAAGGAUGCGCGUCUUCAACAGAGCUACGCGGCGCGGGAGCGGUCAACGGUCCAGAACCUCGACCUCGAGGAGAAGAUUGAGAAUCGCGACGCAACCAUCGCGUCGCUCGCGGCCGAGAUAACCCGCCUCACUGAGGCUCUCCGCGUUUCAGAAGCUCGAAGGAUGCCGGAGGCGCCGCCAGCUGCGAACGACCAGUCGCCGAGCGACGGUGGCUCCGCGGAGUCGGCAAGCAGGGGUGAAGGAGCCAACAAACCCAAUAAACCCCCAGAGACGGUCGAGGAGGCUAGCUACGAGCUGAACGUAGUGCAGCCUUGGCGGACUGCAACGACCGUCAAGGACGCGUGGCGCCUCUGGACCUCGUGCACCAGCGCCGACACCCGUCGUCUGUGCGACAGGUUCAGGGAGCCGGGAUUCAUCGACCGCCACACCCUCCUCGACGGAGCCUCGCAAGGAGCACACGGCGCGCUUAACAAGAUAGCGGCGCCUGGCAUUGGGACCUUCGCGGAUGCCCUCACGGUGCUCAACGCGGACGCCGUAGCGACCUAUGCCGGGCAGGGUAAGGGCGUCAAAGGGCUCGGCAAGACGGAAGUUUCCAAGCUUCAUGUCGUCUGUGCGUUCGUGGGGCGCGGGUUCAAGCUCGAAACGUGGGUCGCCGACCUGUUCCCGGACACCUGGGUUGAGCAGAUGAAGAAGACGUUGGCCGACCUGGCCCGCGAAAACGACGCCGGGCAGCUGCCUCCAACCAAUAAGUCGACCAAGCGCGCGAAGACUGCGUGA
Closterium sp. NIES-65 is the source of this 1872-nucleotide messenger RNA. Lineage: Eukaryota; Viridiplantae; Streptophyta; Zygnematophyceae; Desmidiales; Closteriaceae. The record is from the annotation of a GenBank genome assembly.